CAGUUGCAGUGCUCCUCUGUCGCCUGUGCGCGGCGCUGUUCUCUGUUGUGUUUCGUUAUGGUGCCGCUGCUGGCCGCAGAUGCGGCGAUACCCUUGCGUGUGAACGCGUCGUGCGGCGCUCGGUCAGCGGCUGCGGGGACGCUGCGCCUCCGGUGACUGAUUAUUAUUAUUCUUGUUAUCAUUAUUAUUAUUAUUGUUGUUAUUAUUAUUAUGAGGAAGAGGAGGAGGAGCGACCGUCGUCAGGAGGAAGGACGCGCGUCUGUGUCUCUGUCUCUGUGUGUCUGUCCAUCAGCGGCCCGUGGAUCGUGGUUUGAGGCUGGAUUUGAAGAUCACAGCAGGGAAGGAUGUGAUGAAAAGGUUUGAUGAUGAAAGGAAGAAGAGGAGCAGAGAGGAGGAGGAUUGAGCGCUCGUUUUAAUCUGGCACCGUUUACAAUCAGUCUACAUCUACAGUAGAAUGCAGUAAACCACCUGGAUUAUCACUGUAUGGUGAUCAUGGCGUACUGCGGCCGCUCUCUGGACUCCCCGUGCACUCUGGCCUUGCUGGUCGGCUUCCAGUUCGCCUUUGUCCUCUACUUCUCCCUCGGAGGCUUCAGAGGACUGGUGUCCGUGCUGGUGCACACCACGCAGCCGGAGUUCGAUUACUCUCGACCGCACGACGUCUACACCAACCUCAGUCACCUGGGAGCGCCGCCCCCGCCGCCUCGCAACUCUGGCACGGGACCUCCUGCCACGGUGCCACCGCUGAGAGACUGCCAGAUCCCAUCACCACUGCUGGUUGGACCCGUGUCCGUCCAUCUCGCCGCACCUCUGUCUCUGGACGAGAUCAGACAGAGGAAUCCGUUAGUGUUGCCAGGCGGACGCUACCGGCCGCCUGACUGCGAGUCCCGCCACCACACGGCCAUAGUGGUGCCAUACCGGAACCGGCUUACCCACCUCCGUGCUCUGCUCUACCACCUGCACCCGUUCCUGCAGAGGCAGCAGAUCCACUACAGCAUCUACAUCGUGCAGCAGUGGGGGAACGGCACUUUUAACCGGGCCAAGCUGCUCAACGUCGGCGUGCGCGAGGCCCUGCGAGACGAAGACUGGAGCUGCAUCUUCCUGCACGACGUGGACCUGCUGCCCGAGAACGACCACAACACCUACACCUGCCACAAGCAGUUCCCCACACACCUGUCUGUGGCCAUGGACAAGUUCAGAUACAGGCUGCCGUACUCGCAGUACUUUGGUGGGGUUUCUGCACUGACGCCAGACCAGUACAUGAAGAUGAAUGGCUUCCCAAACCAGUACUGGGGCUGGGGUGGAGAGGACGACGACAUCGCUGCCCGAGUUCGUCUCUCUGGCAUGAAGAUUGUGCGCCCUCCAGUGGCCAUCGGCCAUUACAAGAUGAUCAAGCAUAAAGGAGACCGAGGCAACGAGCAAAAUCCACGCAGGUUUGACCUUCUGAAAAGGACCAGGCUCAACUGGCGCUCUGACGGCCUCAACUCUCUGACCUACGAGCUGCUUUCCAAAGAGCUGGAGCCUCUCUACACCAACCUCACCGUCAACAUCGGAGAGGACCCCCGUCUGCCCCCGGGGAAAGCGCCCGUUCCGGUGAAAACGGCGGUGCCUGUCCACCAACGUAGCACCAGCAAGAGCCAGGAGUCGGUGGCGGCCACGGUGGCGGUUGCGGCGGCGGCGAACAUGACUGUGGCCAAGUCGGUCGCUGAGGGGGCGGAGCCUAUGCGGUCGAAAACAGAGAGUGACACGACACACAGAGAAACUGGUGUUAAGACAUAGGACGGGGUGUCUGCACUGCAACAAAGUAGUUUAGAUCAGCUUUGCCGUGGAACUUCAAGUACACCAGCUUUCUGUGCUCCGUGCGGGUAAUUAUGCAAGGGAUCAAACGAAGAGGCCACUUUGGUCCAGGGCUCAAGAACACGACUGAGUCACCACCUGGUUUAUCUUCCACUGAAUGUGACUCUGCUUCUUGGAGAAAGUGAUGGACACGUUUCCACACAGAGGUCCAAAACAAACUCAAUGAACACGAGACGGCCAAUAUAUUAAAAUCUCUGCCCUUUUCCAGACACAUCGCAAGUCGUAUGUACGCAACCCAUCUGCCGCCAGCAGCUUCGCCAAGUCUGCGGCCAAAAUACUGCUACUGCCCCUACGCCACUGUGGGUCUGUGUUUCUGUGCCUUCUCUCUUUGAUGCGCGUUUUAUAGACUGGUAAGAGUCGCUUUCAGAUGUUACCUCUGUCCUCUGAGGUUUAAGCUGAUCCAAGGAAAAGAGCAAAUGGUUUGUUCCAACUUCCAGGACUGCCGUUUUAUAUCGCGUGCACUGACAAAAGCGUUGACCAACUCCAUAGUUACCAGACAAUUCUAAAGUUUUAUAUUUAUAUAGAGACUUAUUUAUUUGUUUGUUGUUUUGUCGUCUGCUUGUCUACAGUCUGGUGCCUCUCUCUCGCUCUACUCUCUUUCUCUUACAUUUAGUUUCUAGACAAUCAAAAGAUCGCCCUUUGUCCGACCACAUUAACAAAUUGGAGGAAAAAUCAUGUCACAUAAACAUGGACUCGGCAUGCUAGUUGUCCUAGUUUGACAGUAUUCUUAGAACUGUGCUUCUGAUACCAUCUGUGGUUAUAUCAUUUUUCUUUGAGAUUCAAGAGUUAAGGUUGAAAACUUAAUGUUAGCACUGGAUUAACCAGUGUCACACUGUGGUUUAAUUACAACAAAAGUGUGUAGUUGAAAUAAAGCACUGUGUAUCUUUGUGUAAGUGAGCGCCAGAGGUGAAUCAUGAGCGCAAUUCAAUGACUUGGAGACUACUAUGCCUGUACUGCAGGUAUCACUGGAGUAUUCCACUAGAGGGCCCACUUCAGAGUUGAUAUAGAACUACCAAAAUUCAGCGUGCAAAUUUAAUAAGUAGCUAGUUAACAUUCUGAGUAAAAGAAAUGCAAACCAACCUGCUCAAGGCCCGGGUAUACUUCCAUGCACAACGCGUGCUGACCUAAUACUCUCCAUGCGCAUCAAGCAAACUGCGUCAUCUUAAUUUUGGAACCACAUUGGGUGUGCUUGAACAGUGCAUGCGCGAACUGAAUUUCCGCCCCAGCGCUAGGUGGAGUAUUAAGCCCUGCUCACUAAACAGAAAAAAACAUUUGGACAACAGAAGAAGUAGUCAAGGAAAGUCAUCCGAGCCUUGAUAUGGCGACCCCAGAACCGGCCAGUACCCUGACUCUACCUGCCCAAUGAGCCUUUCAGCUGUGAGCCGCUCGAACAUGACGUGUCCGAGGGAGGUGUAGCAUCGUUCUCUGCCUCUUCUUUGGUAGGAAUGCUUCCUAUUCCCUACGUCCCCAGAUUUGUACCGCCACCUGAUGGGGAAGUGGGAUACUACAAGACCCUGACACGCAACUAUAUCAGGGUCCAUGUGUGUGGAAGUAUACCACGGGCUUAAUGCUCCCUGUUAUACUUGUGCAGGCCGAGUGUUUCCAGCAAGUUGUAGUUAUCAUUUUGUGGCCCUGGAACAUGCUAACCUGGCUAGCAUGGUUACCAUGCUAAGCAGUCUGAUGGUAAGAUUUUUUUGUUAUCUUCUGUUACCGUCUGUUGCGUACUAGCCUUUGCACUGCCCCCUACCUUUCAUUUGAGUAUUACAACUUGCGGACAUGUCAACUUCAUGUCGGAGAAACAGACUCAGGUUUUGUAGAAAAAACAGAAACCCUAUCUGGAUCCGGUGAGAUCCAACACAUCGGGCCGAGUUCAAACAAAUAUAUCGUGAUUGUAAUUGUGAAGUAUCACAUAUUUGUUAUUUCAUAUCUACUGAAUGUGCGUAUUGUUGAUCAUUUUCACUGCAUGUGUGUGUGUGUAAUCAGCGGAAACAAGUAGUAACUGUGUAUCCGGUGUGUAUCACCAACAGGGUGACAGCUCACUGUAACUGCAUCAGGCAUUCCAACCUUACCAGUACUUUUCGGGUUAGGGUUGGACUUUGUAGUUUUUCAGGGUCAGGUUCAAAGUGUACACAUAUGUAGAGUUAACAGCAAGUGUUUCUCUGGCCAAAUGUGGUACUAACAAUACUAACACUUUCAGUAAGUAAGGGAGAUAAGACCUGCGUUUAAGACACAAAACCAGAACAUGCAUAAACCUGUAGAUCUUUCUGUGUUCACAGCUAGGGACGGGUUCUAAACUGGUAGAGGUUUCUGAAAAGUAGCAAAGAAACAACUUAAUCCACACUGUCCUAAUCCAGUCUUCAGUUUUUGCACCAGAUUAUAGAGAGUAGGAUCAUCAAGGAUCAGUAUCGUUACCAGUCCUUAUCAAAUCCCUAUUCAUAGCUUAAAUAUCGUGUUUCAUCUCUCUGGCAGUGCUUUUUUUUUUUUUUAAGUAAUAACUACGUGGAAUGUAAUAUUUUUCGUGUCCCUCAUGGUUGUUUAACUUUUAUUUAUUUAUUUAUUUAUGAAUUGAUUUAUUUAUUGAUAGAUGCGGUGCUUGUGUUUGACUUGAAUCUGAACACUAGUUUGUAUAGGUUAUAGGUUUAGGUCUUGCUGCUAAUAGACUUGGGGAAACUGUUCAACGUUGCUUGAUGAUGACGUUGCUUGAAAAAUGACAUUUAUCACAGUAUGUAAUGAAUGUAUUUAAUUUAUUGGUUAUUUAUUUAACUCAUUAACUCAAAGACUUUACCUAUUUGAUUUUUUUCAGUACGCGUGUGUGUGUGUGUUUUUGGUCUUAAAAACACGCCCGCCUCCACUGUGCAUGAACCACAUCCAUUUUUCUGAUGUUAACAUUGUGCCUCAUGGUGUAUGGAAUGGCACUUUUCUAUUAUACAGUUGUAAACACGUCGUUUUCCUUUACUUCAUAGAACCUCAAUGUGGACGCGGUCAACAUUGCAUGGCUGCGUGAGACUGUUGUGACGUGAUUUGAUACGCGACACAGCGCGUAGGCUGAGCGUGCAGCCCAGAUUUUGGAGCAUGCAAAGAGCGUGUUGGGUGCGCGUGUGUAUGCCGCAUGAAUUUCUGCCCCACCUGUAGGUGGAGUAUUGAGACCCGCUCACCAAGCAGGCGGUAUACCAGGGCCUUUGGACAUUUCCUUUUUUUGUUUCAUGAUUUUUAAAGUCCUUUUAACUGGUCUACAGUUCAGCAUUGAUCUCUUUGUGUCUAGUGUCGGAAGUCGCACUCAUGACUCUUCCAUUGACGACACUCUGACCGAUAAGUGACCGGCGGUCUGUUGACGUAGCUUGGAACCUCGCCAGAGCAGGUACAAAAAAAAGUCCAAAGUACCCUAAUGGAAAAACAAAGAAACCGAGUAGAGCAAGAACUGUAUAAUGGAAAAGCACCAUAAGUCAGGUAUAGGGUUUAUGUGUGAGUGCCCUCAUGUGGUGAGGUCUGGUCAUUACGCCAGUCUAGAGGAACCAAGGCUUGAGUGAAACUGCAGUGUUCUGACAUGAAUGUGAACUUGUUGGCGUCAGCCAUUCACAGACAGGCUUCAGCCAAUCCGAUCUUUUGUACUGGCUUGAGUUGUAUCACGUGACUGAAGCUAAUGUCUUAAAGGUGUCGUAAACUUUUAUUGGUUAAUAGAAACAAAAAAGACUGAAAAAAAAGGCAUGUGUUUUAUGAAUGGGACUAGUUUUUUAGACUGAAUCUAUGUUUAUUUAUGGAGAAAUAUUACCCGUUUAAACAAAAAGUGCUGUAACCAGAUAACAGAGUAUAUAGAGACAAUAAUUUCCUAGCUUUAUACAACACAAUUACUAUUAUUGCAUAUCAGUAGAUUAUACAUACACAUAUACAUAUAUACAUACAUAUAGAUGUAUAUAUAUGUAUAUAUAUGUCCUCCAGUCAUCAUAUUGCCUACCUGACACGUUGAAAGCUUUUAAGGAUGUUGUGUAAUCUCAGCAGCCUGUGUGUGUUUACCUAGAGAUUGUUACUAUAUUUAAUAAAUAGGGUAGUUUUUAUAGGGUGUGUCGUGUUCAGUGUCAGGAUUAGAAAUGAAAUGAAGUCAGUGACCAGGACUGGGUUUUGAUGGUUACAUUGUUGUUUUUGUUUUCUUCAUAUCAUUUCUGUAUUUUUGUUAUUGAACACACACACAUAAGUGUGUGAGUCCUGAUUGAAGUGUGUGUAUUCCUGGCAAAUAAGACAUGAUUAAUACAUGACAUGGCUAAUCAUUUUAGCAUCACUAACGUCA
This is a messenger RNA of Solea senegalensis (Senegalese sole), 6136 nucleotides long. RefSeq names its product UDP-Gal:betaGlcNAc beta 1,4- galactosyltransferase, polypeptide 3 (gene b4galt3). The transcript is spliced from 8 exons. Lineage: Eukaryota; Metazoa; Chordata; Actinopteri; Pleuronectiformes; Soleidae. The record is from RefSeq and is a predicted model, not a curated record. Gene Ontology annotation, molecular function: glycosyltransferase activity. Gene Ontology annotation, biological process: carbohydrate metabolic process; galactosylceramide biosynthetic process. Bases 484 to 1776 code for a protein of 430 amino acids.